AUGGCUGCCGGAUCCAUGGCGGAACUGGUCUCCAUGACAAUAACCGCCUCCCAACAGACGCCAUCUGCAGACUGGAACAAUCCUCGUCUGGUGCUGGAAAUACCGGAUAGCUCGUUAGAAGAAAGUCUGCAGUUCGUGGAGAAUAUCUCAAGGAGGACAUACGUGGAGGAUGUUCAUUUCGUGUUGAAAGCGAUCGUUGGUCCGAUCAUCUGCCUGUUUGGUCUGAUGGGAAAUACCCUGUCCAUACUAACAUGGCGACGACCUGGUAUGAGCAGCUCUACUGGGCGAUACCUAACCGGACAAGCUAUCGCCAACAUCUGCUUCCUCCUGAUGUUCCUCUUGUGCGACUCGCUGCAACUCUGGUGCCCUAGCGUCAAACAAGCCGUCGUCUACGGUGCUUUUUUCUCCUACUUCGGUUUCCCAAUGUUCUACUUCUCGGUCAUCUGCAGCAUCUGGUUCACAGUUGGCCUGACUGUGGACAGGUAUAUCAUGGUUUGUUGGAUCACCAAGGCUAAGAAGUUCUGCAACGAGUCCCGGGCCACCUUCGGGAUGGUAGUCACCGCCCUCUGCUCCUUCAUCAUCAACAUCCCUCACUUCGCCUCGUUUACCCCAAUCUAUCAGGGCCAUGGCGAAGGCGACAACAACAGUACUGAAGUCACAGCUCCGGGUGCGGCAUUCGCUCCCACAACCUUCACCACAGGGCCGGGUGGACAGGCUUACGAGUUCUGGGUUCACUGCAUCUUUAUUAUCCUGGGUCCGUGGGUGACGAUCUUCUUCAUGAAUAUUAUGAUUAUUACCAAGCUGAGCCAAGCCAACAAGCGGAUGGCAGACAAGAAAACCAGUCAUUCCUUGAAGAAAUCCAAGGAGUCCGAGAACCAGAUCACUCGUCUGCUUCUCACCGUGACCUUCACCUUCCUCAUCUUCAUGGGACUGACAUGCGUUGUCCAGUGCCUAAUUACCAAUACGCCACCCGGGGCGGACGUUCUGGCGCUCUCUGCCUCCUUGUCCUUCAGCGUCACCGGGGUUUUGCUGAACUCAUCCUUGAACUUUCUCCUCUACUGCAUGUCCGGCAGACGAUUUCGAAUGGAGCUUCUCAAGAUGUUUGGGCUGGUCAGUGUCGACUCGCAGUCGUCCAGCAAUACUGACACCACCUCUAGCAACAUCUCCACCAAGCCAGUGUCAACGAUCUCUACUCAGUUUACAAGCAAAGACGUCUAA
Molecule: messenger RNA, 1218 nt
Organism: Candidula unifasciata
Lineage: Eukaryota; Metazoa; Mollusca; Gastropoda; Stylommatophora; Geomitridae
Source: the annotation of a GenBank genome assembly